UACGUUUUGAAACCUUCGGAAAAUAAUCUGACAUGUACUCAAGUAAUUAUUUAUAUUUUUAAUUGAUUAUUUACGAUAUGAAAAAUCAUAUAAAAAGUAACAGGAACACGAUUUUAAUUCAAAAACGUAAUCCGUGAUUUUUAAUCGCAUCAUUGAUUAUUUUAUAUUCGCAAUGAUUAGCGCAAUUAUUUUAAUUAUUACCGUAAUUUCACCAUCUCACUGUUCGGAGAUUCACGAACGCAUGACUCGAAUCGAACGACGGAGUAUUUUCCCAUCAUACAAUAAAGUUCCUUAUUAUGAAGUUAUGCCAAUGUCAUACGAAACAACAAAAAAUGGAGAUGAUGAAAGCCACAAAGUAGUAAUAAAUGCAUUCAAUCGAAGCCUCGAAGUUUAUUUGAAUCCUACAGACGGAUAUUUAGUUAGCGAAAAUACUCCCGUUUGGACUGUAAGGCCCGACAGAUUUUCUAAAAAAGGUUUAAAAUAUCGCCAAGUACAGGACCCUUUCAAAAAUAUUGGGAAAAUAUACCAGGAUAUCUUAACAAACUCGUCGGUUAUAUUGUAUAGAUCUAAUAACGGACGGGUUAAACUAUACGGAAAAAUUCAUAACGAUUUUGUAGUACAUCCAGUACCUCCACGAUUUUUAAAUGAAUUUUUCCGUAUGAAGAGAAGUAUAACCGAUGAAAACAGCGAAUUUGAGGAAUCCCAUCCUCAUAUUAUUUACCGACGAGAAGUUUCAAGUGACGACAAUCUACCAAGCAGAAUUAAGCUGGUAGAAAGGGUAAGAAGAUCUCAACAUCGUAGAAGUAAACGAAGUGUACCGGAAAUUAUUUACCCACAAUUAUUAGUAAUCUUGGAUCACAGUUUAUACGAUAUUCUAGGCAAAGAUUACAAAUCAACUAUUAUGUAUAUGCUUUCUUUUUGGAAUGCUGUCGAUUUGAGAUAUCGAUCAUUAAGUGGACCAAGAAUACGAUUAAAUAUCGCGGGAUUCGUUAUAUCGAUAAAAGAAGGCGGCACACCGUACAUAGAAAACUUUCGUCGCGGAGAAGUAGAAGUUGAUGCUGAUUUAGCAUUGACAGAUAUGAGCAAAUAUUUCUACACGGAAUCAAGAUUUCCAUUUGAUAUGUACGAUAUGGCGGUUGCCAUGACAAACUACGACAUGUGUAAUAUGGAAAAUGGUUAUUGUGACACAUCAACAUUAGGAUAUGCAUUCGAAAUGGGAGCAUGUAACAGAAGUCUUAUAGACCAUGUAACUGAAGCCGUAGGAAUGAUAGAAGAUAAUGGCGGUUACAGUGCCAUUCUCCCAGCAGCUCAUGAAGUUGGACACUUACUAGGUCUCCCACACGACGGUUCUGAAGAAACGUCAGAUUGUCCAGGAUACGAGGGAAAUAUUAUGACCGGCACUGUUACGUUUAGUCACAAUAGUUUCCUAUGGUCUAAAUGUAGUAAGCGGUUACUUGAUGAAUUUUUCAGCUCAACCGACGCAGUUUGUCUUUUUAAUGAGCCGCAAAGAACUAAAAAAUUACCAAACGUCUUGCCCGGAAAAAUUCUAUCACUCGAUGAACAGUGCAAAAAAGUCUAUGGAUCUAGAGCUUGCUACUAUGACGAAAGAGUGUGUACGAAACUCGAGUGUUUUAUGCCAAGAGGAGGCGGGUACUGUAAAGCAAUAUCGUCUGCCGCUGAAGGAUCGAAAUGCGGCGAUGGAAUGCACUGUAUACGAGGGAGCUGCAUCGCCAAAAAUGCGACAACACUUCCUGAUUUGGUGGCGACUGAACCAACAUUUAGGAGGCGCCCAAAUCGUUUUCACUUUGGACCUUCACCAAUUUCUCACUUUAAUUAAAGAAAAUUAAAAAAAUACUAUCCUAUUUAAUUGUUAAUUUAUUGUUAUAAAUAAUAUUGUAAAUAAAAUAUUUU
Molecule: messenger RNA, 1911 nt
Organism: Microplitis mediator
Lineage: Eukaryota; Metazoa; Arthropoda; Insecta; Hymenoptera; Braconidae
Product: A disintegrin and metalloproteinase with thrombospondin motifs like
Exons: 13
Coding region: 173-1837 (554 amino acids)
Biological process (GO): proteolysis
Molecular function (GO): metalloendopeptidase activity
Source: RefSeq, a predicted model, not a curated record